Messenger RNA from Lemur catta (Ring-tailed lemur), 842 nucleotides. RefSeq names its product FXYD domain containing ion transport regulator 7 (gene FXYD7). Gene Ontology annotation, cellular component: membrane. Bases 99 to 458 code for a protein of 119 amino acids. Gene Ontology annotation, molecular function: sodium channel regulator activity. The transcript has 5 exons. Gene Ontology annotation, biological process: regulation of sodium ion transmembrane transporter activity. The record is from RefSeq and is a predicted model, not a curated record. Lineage: Eukaryota; Metazoa; Chordata; Mammalia; Primates; Lemuridae.
UCCCCCCGUCUUCCCCCCACAUCAGUCCGUCCUGCCUCCAGCUGCUGCAGCGCGCCUUCACCGGCUCGGCACCCGGCAGCCCCCCGCUCCGGCCCAGCAUGGCGACCCCGACCCAGACCCCCACAAACGCUCCUGAGGAACCUGACCCAUUUUACUAUGACUACAACACGGUGCAGACCGUGGGCAUGACUCUGGCUACCAUAUUGUUCCUGCUGGGCAUCCUCAUCAUCAUCAGUAAGUGUGACCCCUGCCUGGCUGUCCCUGGGUGCCUACCGUUCCCCUGCUGGCUUUUGUCCACAUCCUUGUGUCCUAUGUCCUGUCUCCUUGUGUUGUCUCUCUCUCUCCCAACAGGCAAGAAGGUCAAGUGCAGGAAGGCGGACUCCAGGUCUGAGAGCCCAACAUGCAAAUCCUGUAAGUCGGAGCUUCCCUCCUCAGCCCCUGGCGGUGGCGGCGUGUAAGAGCAGCCCCGGAACCUCCACUGCUGUCCCUGCCUGGGCGCGGGAGCCUGAGGACCGGGUGGAGGCGGUGGGGACCCCAGCCGUGCGCCGGGGAGCGCCCCCCGAAUGAGCCGCCCCACCCACCCCAAGGCUGGAGCCGCUGCACCCCGCUGUCCCUCCCCAGACCUUGGCAAUGACGACCCCUCAAAGAGCCCGUCUGUAUCCCGGACCCAGGGACUCAGGCCUCCAGCUCUUGGGGUGCAGGAGUCCCUGGCGAGCCCCCGAGCAUCCCCGUGUACUGUUCCCCUGCACCUCCUUGUCUCCUCCCCGAGGACCCGUCCCCCUGCCCCCUCGGUGUCCACGUCUUGAGCUUAAUAAAUGUGCAUUUGGUUUUUUCCCCUGUUC